AGCAAUUCCAUUGGUUUAUUUACAGGGGUUUUAAAUUUGGGUUCAGAAAUUUAUUUUUUUGUGACAGAUUCAUGGCGCUUCAUUAAAAUUUACAAAAAAUUGUACUGUUUCACUUUUUGAGCUAUAAUUUGGUACAAGCAGUGAUAUUUGUUAUCCAGAUCAUUCAAAGUGCAGUGUUUUUAAUUUGAACUGAAGUGAUAUUAAGACUUGAGAGAGCAGUGAGACAAGAGGCAGCAUGGGUGCGUGGUACAGUGGUCGCACCUGUCGCCUGGUGGGGGUGUUCGUGAUGACGGCUCUGUUCUUCUUCGUCGAGCUCAUCGUGGGCUACAUCACCAACUCCAUGGCCCUUGUUGCUGACAGCUUCCACAUGCUCAGCGAUGUCCUGGCCCUCAUCAUAGCCUUCCUCAGCGUCAGAGUCAGCAGAACGCAGUCCACGUGGAAGUACAGCAAGAACAAGAACACGUUCGGGUGGGCGCGGGCUGAGGUGCUAGGGGCGCUCGUGAACAGCGUCUUCCUUCUCGCCCUCUGCUUCUCCAUCUUCGUCGAGGCCAUCGAACGGAUGUACGAGGGCAAGGAGGUGCUGCACAACCCUGAGCUCAUCCUAUACGUGGGCGUCGUGGGUCUCGUCGUGAAUAUCAUCGGCCUGGCCCUGCUGCACAAGCACGGUCACGGCCACAGCCACGGCGGCGGAGGUGGCCACGGGCACAGCCACGGCGGGGCAUCUGCUCGCCGGUCGUCACGACAGGCGACGAUCAACACGCUCGUCGCCACAGACGACAACGAGAACGAUCAGCGUCUUGCGUCCGGCGGCUCCAUCUCCAUCAUGGCGGCCGCGGGUGGCGGGGCGGGCGGCGGGACGGACGGCGGGGACGACGAGCGGCGGACCGACAAGAAACGCGGCAAGAAGUCCUCCGUGUCCAUGAACAUGAAGGGCGCCUUCCUGCAUGUUCUUUCCGACGCCCUCGGGUCGGUGGUGGUGAUCGUGAGCGCGUUGAUCGUCUGGAAGACAGACUUCGUGUACAAGAGCUACGUGGACCCCGUGCUCUCCAUGCUGCUCGUGCUGCUCAUCUCGUACACUACGUGGCCGCUGCUCAAGGAGAGUGCGCUCAUCCUGCUCCAGACCGUGCCCACGCACAUACAGGUGGAGGGCAUCCAGCAGCAGCUGCUGAUGGUGGACGGGGUGCUGGCCGUGCAUGAGUUCCACGUCUGGCAGCUCGCUGGUGACAGAAUUAUUGCCUCUGCACACAUCAGGUGCCGUAACCUGCAGGACUACAUGGUGCUGGCGGAGAAGGUGAAGAAGAUGUUCCACGAAGAAGGCAUCCACUCGACGACCAUCCAGCCCGAGUUCGUGGAGCUGGAAUCCGUGCAUGCGGACCAGAACUGCAUCCUGGACUGCCCCACUAACGACAAGGAGGAGUGCGCUGCCAGCACCUGCUGUGGGCCUACCUCCAGACAGGUUGACGGCUCGAGCCUGAGCCCCACGAACGUACGGCAGCGCAGUGUCGACCAGGCGGCGUCAGGAGGAGGACGUGUCGCUGCUGAGGCCACUGCUGCAGAAGGCGGUUACCUGCUGCUCCCCACCUCCCCUCGGUCUGCCGUGCCCUGCACCAUCAGGGAGGCGGCUGUAUGACAUUAAUUCUUAACUUUAGGACCACUGCCUCGCUACACAACUACUGCCGUAGGGGCGAAGUUCAGCCAAUGUUUUUGAAGCGACAUGCCCCUUGUGUGUGUCUCGCUUCACAUUCGUUGCUUACUUUAUUUGUACAAUUGGAAAGCAGUGCAGCUUCAUUUAGUAAACGAUUAUUAUUUUUUGUCAAUAUGAUUAGUAGCGGUUAUUUUUUUCUCAUU
Molecule: messenger RNA, 1848 nt
Organism: Hyalella azteca
Lineage: Eukaryota; Metazoa; Arthropoda; Malacostraca; Amphipoda; Hyalellidae
Product: zinc transporter 1
Exons: 8
Coding region: 236-1630 (464 amino acids)
Biological process (GO): zinc ion transmembrane transport; intracellular zinc ion homeostasis; detoxification of zinc ion
Cellular component (GO): membrane
Molecular function (GO): zinc ion transmembrane transporter activity
Source: RefSeq, a predicted model, not a curated record